GGUGGUGGUGGUGGGGGCUGAAUUUGAAGCCAAAUGAAAGUGUCCCGGGCAGCGCUGUGGCAGCGAGCAGACGGCUGAGGCUGCAGCCUGCGUGUCGGAGGGAUUGCCAAUGGUGCACUAUGACAGAUAGCGCUGCACGUUUCUGCAGUAUUGGCGCUCCUUGCCCGCCUUGGAUUCGCACGAACCGGCGCAAAAACUGAAAAAACAAACAAACAAAAAAAACACUGGAUUCUUGCGACCCACGUCUGAGGGCUUCCUGCAUUUUUUUGAAAAAAGUGGCCCUUCAAUGUCUAGAAGGGCAUUUAUGGAGAUGCCCUGUGGCUAAUCGUGACCAUGCUUUCAACUAAGCGCUCGGCAGGAGCGUGGGGAUGAAAUGGACGGAGCCAAAGGCCAAAGCACUGCACCAGCCCGCCAUGUCCAACGGCAGCAAGUCCCCCCCGCAGUCGGGAGAAGCUGCGAGCUCUAACCCCAUGGCAUGGGUUAAGAUGUUUAAGAAACCUGCAGGUGGAGGAGGCUUGAAGAAAUCUUACCAGCCUGGCAGCAUGUUGUCUCUCGCGCUCACCAAAGGCCUCCUGAAUGAACCGGGACAGAAUAGCUGCUUCCUAAACAGCGCCGUUCAGGUGCUUUGGCAGCUGGACAUUUUCAGGAGAAGUUUGCGGCACCUUUCCGGGCACUUUUGCCUUGGUGACUCCUGCAUUUUCUGCGCAUUGAAGAGCAUAUUCAGCCAGUUCCAGCAGAGUCGUGAGCGCGUGCUGCCCUCGGACAGCCUGCGGAACGCCCUCGCCGAAACAUUCAAGGACGAGCAACGCUUCCAACUUGGCCUCAUGGACGACGCUGCCGAGUGCUUUGAAAACAUCUUGGAGCGCAUCCAUCUGCACAUUGUCUCAGACACGGUGACGGAUUCCUGUUCAUCCAAAUCCUGCAUUACUCAUCAGAAAUUUGCAAUGAUGCUUUACGAACAGUUUGUGUGCCGCUGCUGUGGUGCGUCAUCAGACCCUCACCCGUUCACAGAGUUAGUACACUACGUCUCAACCACUGCUCUAUGCCAACAGGUGGAUCGCACAACGGGGAGGACGGAGCGUCUCAGGUCAGACAUGUUUGGAGAAUUGCUGCAGGCAGCAAACAACACAGGCGACCUCCGCAGCUGCCCCCGAGACUGCGGUCAAAGCAUCAAGAUUCGCCGUGUUCUCAUGAACUGCCCGGAGAUCGUCACUAUCGGAUUUGUUUGGGAUGCGGAGCAAUCCGAUCUGACAGACGACGUCAUUCGGUCACUUGGCCCACGUUUGAAUUUGUGUGGGCUUUUUAACCGCGUCACGGAUGAAAAUGCCAAACGGAGCGAGCUACAUCUCGUGGGGAUGAUCUGUUUCUCCAGCAAACAUUAUUCGGCCUUUGCCUACCACACCAAAUCUUCAAAGUGGAUGUUUUUUGAUGACGCGACUGUGAAAGAGAUUGGAUCCAAAUGGAAAGAUGUCACUUCUAAAUGCGUCAGGGGACAUUUUCAACCGCUUCUUCUGUUUUACACCAAUCCUGAAGGAACGGCGGUGUCUAAUGAGGAUGCUCCAAGACAGACCACAAUGUGUCCUCGAUACAAAGGCCAAGUAAACGGUGAAGUAACUGUGAAAAAUCCCCUUGGAAGUCCAAACAGAUUCCAGGAUCCUUUUAUGGAGAAUCUGCAGAGACCUGGUGAAACAACAAAAAAGGACAGAGUACACAGAAGAAUAGACGCAUCCCAACAUAAAGAUACGACACAUUCACGAUCGGCCUCUUCUCCUGAGAAUGGGCCGAGGGAACAAAAAUGUAAAAGCUAUCCACGCAAUGAGAGGUCAGUGAUUCAUUCCAGCAGAGCAUCUCAGGAACCACGUGGACAAUCUCGGCCAACACAGGGUGGCGGGCAAACUAAGAGGAACCACUUAUCUCCCAGUCGUUCCGAUCAAGACAGCCCCCAGGAUCAGUGGGAAAAUGGCGGGAGCGGAGGCGGCCGGAAUAAAGCAAAGUCCACUUGGAGACCCAUUCGCGAAGUGCUCAAUGUGGACACGGUACUCAACGAACUGGAGCAACGCCGGCAACAGCAACACGACAGCCCUCGACACGCGAAGACCUCGUCUCAGGAACGGACGCAUGGCGAACAAAGUCGGGACCGCGAGCGAGAACAUGUACGGACCAGAGACGACCGUAAGCAGAAGUGUUUGAUGACCAUCUACGAGGACGAGCAGCGACAUGAGACCGAGAGCCACAGCUCGGUGGAGUCGGACAGCAGGGUCACCCAGCAGAGGGGCAGCAGACUGACAGGUGGUGCCAAAACGCUGCUGAGGAGCGACACCUGGACAAUUCAAAGGACAGAGUCGGGCUAUGAGAGCAGCGACCGGCUCAGCAGUGGCUCCACAAAUCCCGACUCGCCAGGCGUUGACGGAUCCGCUGUCAGAGAGCAGCGGACAACCACAGAAACCCAGUUACAAAGCCAGCUGCACCCUAAGGGAGGAGAUGCAAAAUCGAGUCUAACGUCCUCACCGUCACACAAUGGUAAACAUCAGGCAAAACCUCAGGGAAAGAACCACGACCCAGUUUCGCAUUCACAUCUAAAGUGCAGUCCAAAUUCAAGGCGCAAGUCCAAGUACACUUCCAGCAACAGCAGAAAGGCUUCAGAGCGAGAGUGCGUGGCUCCAGAUAACAGGCAGAGCGAGCAGCAGGAGGUGACAAGCAGUCGAGGCCACGCGGGGGAAAGUGCGGCCCCAAGGCACGUCACAAAGACCAGCAGCUCGGAGUGGAACAGCUCAGAUGACCUUGCUCUCUCCGAGCCUGAGGAAAGAGAGACUUACCGCUCCAACGACGCCGCCGCCCCCAACUCGCAGUGUCCUCACGUCCCCCUGGCCUAUCAUCCCCCCGGCAACGCCGCCACAGAACCUCUCCAGCUGAGCACGACAGGCUCUCCUCACCUCCGACCCGGCCAGCGGCUCUCCCCUCAUCAGGGCGAAACAAGCGAGGCCGUUUUCCGCUCCAGGACGCUUCAAGAACCCUUCCAAGCGAGUCCUCGCCUUUCCACCUCAUCCUUCGUCAGCCCCCACAGGAAGCCUGACAUAUCCGGCCUGCGGACCUUCUCGGACGCCAGCUCCAAGUCGGGCUCGGAACCGGAAAGGAGCACCCCGUCGUCGUGCGAGAGCGACGACAGACUGCCGGGGUACAGAGCCGAGCAGGCGGCGUCUUCUCAGGAGGUUUCUCUCACCACGUACUUCAACGUGGACAACUGCAUGACGGAAACGUACCGUCUCAAGUACCACAACCAGAGGCCGCUGCUGCUGUUGGCCACGGUGCCGCGAGCAGCGGGCGCGUCCGAGCGACGGGACGCCGCUCUCGCCGCAGACACGCCAGAUGUGCAAAAAGCCAAACCCGAAUCAAGUAAUACGAGCAAUAAGCCCACUGCAAAAUGGAACCCGGUGACAGCCAAAGGCCUGGACGAACGAGGCUUUUUAUGAGGCGACCUUUUGUUUACAUGCAUGAACCGUGCGGUCACAUGAGAUUGAAACUGGAUGCCAAAGAGUUUACGGAGAACAAAAGUAUUGGGACAGCGGCCCGUUCUGCAAGCAGGGGUGUCCAAACUCGCCAAAAAAAUUGUAGAAUGUGUACGAGGGGCGGUAGUUUGAUACAUUUUUGUACAUCAAUACUGCAAAAAACAAUGCAAUGAAGGGCAAGCUAUGUUAAGUUAUUGGAAGCAAACCUUAGCUUUUGUUAUCGCCGAAAUAGUGUAAAUAUCUCUCUGAUGAGGAAUUAAUUUAGUUUUUACAUGAGAAAAACCGACUCGUGCGUUUUCGGGCCGCACUUUGGACACCCCUGACCCACAAGAAAAUAUGAAGAGUUAAUGUGCAAAAACCGACUGUCCUUGUUUCGAGGAAAUCAAUGUUUUUUGAUAGCGCUUUUUGAUGAAAAAGCCUUCUUGAUGAUAUGGGUUGCAAUUGGAUCGUUUCUAUGAUAGUCUCCAUUUGAAAACUGGAAUUUUAUCACAAAGUUAAAUAUUUUUUAAAUUUGUACACAUUUUUGCAGUAAAAACAUACGUCUAAACCAGGGGUCGGCAACCCAAAAUGUUGAAAGAGCCAUAUUGGACCAACAAUUAAAAAAAAUAAAAAAUCUGUCUGGAGCCACAAAAAAUUAAAAAGCCAUAUAUAAGUGUUAUAAUGAAGGCAACACAUGACAUAAGUGUCUAUAUUAGCUUGUGUGUGUCGCAGGCUUACACAAAUCUUCGUUGACAGAAAUGUGGAAAUACUGUAUAAUAUUCAUUCUUCCCAUUUUUACAACAUUGGAACACAUUAGUAAAACAGAAGCUUCUCAGAAUAGAAUAGACUUUAUUGUCAUUAUAUUUGCAUGUAACGAGAUUAAAGACUCCAACUUAAGGUGCGGUUGUGGGAACAAAUAUGGGGUAAAAUAAAUAACACAAGAGGUAAUAAAGGAAAAACUAGCAAUUGAAACAAACAGACUACUAUCCAAUAAAAAUAACAAGUAAUCCUGUAAAUAUACAAAACACUGUAGAAAUACAAAAUACUGUACAAUAUAUAGAACAAGACAAAAUUACCGAAGUAUAAAUAAUAAUCAGUGUUGGAUGUAUUGCACUCGAAGGGUAGUAUUGCACAGUAGGGUAUUAGGGCAGGAUAUUGUACAGGGGUUUAUUAUUAUUAUUAAUAUUAUAAGUUAGAGUUCAACAUGGUGACAGCUCUGGGUGAUAUAAGGUUUAGAUAUUACUGGCUCGGAAUGGCCAAAUGUCCAAGUUAAAGAAAAUGGCGGGCUGUCUUCUUCGAAUGGAUUUAUGACAAUCUAUGCAAGCUGAAAUGCAGGCAAUAUUACACAUUGAUAAUAUGUCAUGAGAAAUGCAGAUAUAAAUUAAAUACACAGAGGACAUAGGAAAUUAAAUGAGCUCAAAUAUACAUACAAGUGAGGCAUAACGAUGCAAUAUGUACAUAGAGCUAUCCUAAAUAGCAUGUUAGCAUUGAUUAGCUUGAAGUCAUGCACUGACCACAUAUGCCUGGUUAGCACUCCACACGAGUCAAUAACAUCAACAAAGCUCACAUUUGUGCAUUCACGCACAGCAUAAAUAGUUUGGUGGACAAAAUGAGACAACUCCGGCGAGAUCAAGAACUGCCAAAAUUAGUAGGACAAAAUGGCACUUCCCAAAUACUCUCAUCAGAAAAGCAUGUUAAAUAUAAAUAGUGGGAUUUCUAACAAUUACGAAGGUGUGUGUGUCACGUUUGUCCUCCCAGAGAAACCCUAUAAAAACAAAAAUAUAUGUUUUCCUCAUCUUUUUUUUAUUUUCAUACAUUUUUGAAAAGCUCCAGCGAGCCACUAAGGCGGCGAUAAAGAGCCGCAGGUUGCAGACCCCUGGUCUAAAUGUUUCUUUGCAAAAACAGAGUAAUGCGUAUUGGUGCCCUGAAAACGGAUCAUUUUUUUCACUGUAAUAAAUGCAUUCCAUCCAAACAAACACCUUACACUGACCGCCGCAUCUCAACAUUGUACCAUUGACUGCUGCAUCAAAAGACAGCAACAGCGGAAUAAACACAUGAUUCAGUUCAUCAUUGUAGAGAGUAGGCGCUACACACAUAUCCUAUGCUUUAUGUACAAAGGCAAUACACUGCAUUUUUCCCACCACACUGUUUUGACCUUUCUUGCUCUCACAAAUUUAUCAGGACAGCGUCUCUUUUUGCGGCAACUCGGCGAGGGCAAUAUCCGCUCACAGAUUUCAUCAAAGUUACUCAUUAUUGAUGCUUUAAUUUAGUUACAAUCACGGCAAAAUAGACACGAAACGAGCGAACAAGCGCCCUGCUGUCUUUGCAGCACAAACAUGUUCUGCAAAGACGGCAGGGCGCUUGUCGCUUUCUGAAGUAAAACGUUAAAUGCAAAAGAUAAGUUGCUUCGCUUCUGCGGAAAAUACGAUUUUAUCUACCGGUAGACAAUGGUGUAAAGUAGGGGUUUUUCUCAAUCAAAACCUUUUUGACCUCAGGGCCCAGCUUUUCCACUACAGAGGGGCCCACUUAAAGGCCUACUGAAAUGAGAUUUUCUUAUUUAAACGGGGAUAGCAGGUCCAUUCUAUGUGUCAUACUUGAUCAUUUCGCGAUAUUGCCAUAUUUUUGCUGAAAGGAUUUAAUAGAGAACAUCAACGAUAAAGUUCGCAACUUUUGGUCGCUAAUAAAAAAGCCUUGCCUUUACCGGAAGUAUGUGCGUGUGACGUCACCGGUGUGAGGGCUCCUCACAUCCUCACAUUGUUUAUAAUGUGAGCCACCAGCAGUAAGAGCAAUUUGGACCGAGAAAGCGACAAUUUCCCCAUUAAUUUGAGCGAGAAUGAAAGAUUCGUGGAUGAGGAUGUUGAUAGUGAAGGACUAGAAUUUUUUUUUUAAUAAAUAAAUAGAUAAAAAGCGACGGCUCCGGGCGGCGGCAGUGUGAGCGUUUCAGAUGUAAUUAGACACAUUUACUAGAAUAAUUCUGGAAAAUCCCUUGUCUGCUUAUUGUUUUAAUAGUGUUUUAGUGAGAUUGUAAAGACAUACCUCAAAGUCGGAUGGCUGCGGUGAACGCCAGUGUCUCAGAGAGAAGCCGAGGAGCCAAGCUCACAGCUGCCUUUUAUGACAGCUACUGCAGGAGGAUGCAUAAUCCACUGAUGUUUCCGGUAAGAGCCAACUUAAUAUCACAAUUUUCCCAUCCAAAAACAUGCUGGUUGACGUAGAGAAACAUGUUGGCUUGACCGCUCUGUGUUAAAGCUUCACAACAAACAAAGAAACACCGGCUGUUUCGGUUGCUAAAGACAGCUGCAAUCCACCGCUUUCCACCAACAGCAUUGUUCAUUAUAGUCUCUAUUAUUAAUUGAACAAAUUGCAAAGGAUUCAGCAACACAGAUGUCCAAAUUACUGUGUAAUUAUGCGAUGAAAAGAGACGACUUUUAGCCGUAAGUGGUGCUGAGAUAAUAUGUCCCCUCUAACCAAUAACGUGACAAACACACGUCAUCAUUCCGCGACAUUUUAAACAAGAAACUGCGGAAAAUUUGAAAUUGUAAUUUAGUAAACUAAACCGGCCGUAUUGGCAUGUGUUGCAAUGUUAAUAUUUCAUUAUUGAUAUAUAAGCUAUCAGACUGCGUGGUCGGUAGUAGUGGGUUUCAGUAGGCCUUUAAAUAUCACGACUAAAUUAGUAAUCUUACUGUCAAAUGUAAUCAUACUCAAUAAUUAUAUCUAGCAUAGCAUUAGUUUAACAGGAUUAACCCUUUCAAAUGAUAUAAGAGCAUGUGUUCAUCACAAAUAUUAUUAUCAAUUCUUAGGUCAGGCAGAUUGCGAAAAUAUAUACGAAUCAAAUAUACUGCAGAAGAAGGGACUCAAAAAACUGAUAAAAAAUAAAUGUAUAUACAAUUAAGCGGCGCAAAAAUAAAUGCAUUUAAACUAAAUGAAUAAUGAACAAUAACAUUCACAUACUUUUAAAUAAACUGUCAAUAAAAUGUGAGUGCAAAUGAGAAUACAGCACCAGCAUUUUAGUCAUCAUUUUUGCGCUUAAAAUACAUUUGUCUUUGACUUUAGCUCAAUACUUCUUCUCUUUGUUUGUUAUAGUCAUUACUGCCACAAGUGGUGGAAAAGUGUAUUACAGCUUAGAAAGAUUUUUUUGUGGCCCUGAAGAGCAGUGGUUCUCAAAUGGGGGUAGGCGUACCCCUGGGGGUACUUGAAGGUAUGCCAAGGGGUAAGUGAGAUUUUUCAAAAAUGUUCUAAAAAUAGCAACAAUUCAAAAAUUCUCUAUAAAUAUAUUUACUGAAUAAUACUUCAACAAAAUAUGAUUGUAAGUUCAUAAACUGGGAAAUGAAAUGCAACAAUGCAGUGUUGACAGCUAGAUUUUUUUUUGUGGACAUGUUCCAUAAAUAUUGAGGUUAAAGAAAAUGUUUAGAAUGAAGUUCAUGAAUCCAGAUGGAUCUCUAUUACAAUCCCCAAAGAGGGCACUUUAAGUUGAUGAUUACUUCUAUUUGUAGAAAUCUUUAUUUAUAAUUGAAUCACUUGUUAAUUUUUCAACAAGUUUUUCGUUAUUUUUAUAUCUUAUUUUCCAAAUAGUUCAAGAAAGACCACUACAAAUGAGCAAUAUUUUGCACUGUUUUACAAUUUAAUAAAUCAGAAACUGAUGACAUAGUGCUGUAUUUCACUUCUUUAUCUCUUUUUUUCAACCAAAAAUGCUUUGCUCUGAUUAGGGGGUACUUGAAUUAAAAAAAAUGUUCACAGGGGGUACAUCACUGAAAAAAGGUUGAGAACCACUGCUGUAGAGAGCAGUCGCGCCCAAUCAACGAGUGGUUAAAAAACAUUGGUGUACUGCGAACUAGUUAGUGGUAGUCACAAGUAAAAAAUGCGCAAAAUGGCUUUUUUUGUUUUUUUUGCGCAUGAACUCUUCAUAUAGCUCCCCUUUGCAGCUAUGCAAGGUUAAUCGCUGGCGUAUGUCCAUUUGGGAGGUCAGAGGUCCCCGGUGUUGGACCUGAGAGAGGGCUCAAAAAUCUCAGUACGGGUUCAUCCAACGGUGAUUUAUGGGCUUCCGCACCAAACUCAUCCAAGCAUGCCUUUGUGGCCCUUGCUUUGUUUAUGCACUGGGAACAGACAUAGGGCCUUCCCAAAGUGUCCCCACAAGUGUUCAAUCGUUUGUGAUGACAAACUUCAUUGAGAUGUGUCCCAAGACUUUUGUCCAUACAGUGUAUGCCCUGACCCCCCCACCCCCCACCUCCCAAAAUGUAUUUAUGCAAGCUCGUCACUUAUAAGUGAAGCCUCGUUUAAAUAUGAAAGAUGUUCUGUAUGGCUUUAUACAUUAUUAACACUUCUUUCUCACACACAUUGUCUUCCACUUUUGCUUUUCACCAACGUCUGAACACUUUAUAUGUCGCACUGCAGCUCUUUCAAUCCCAUUUUGUUGUGGGAACAUGUUUAUUUUUUUAUUCGCGCUAUAAAAAUGGAGAGGUGCUGUGGGUUUCUAACACGACGGUUUGGAGUUGUUAUAUGAUUGUUAAGGAAUAUGAUGUCAUAAGUUCUCAGCUAGAAUUGAGCAAGUGUACAGUGGAUCCGUGCAUAUUCGCCAUUCAGCAUUCACAUCCCAGCAAAUUGGCAGAUUCUUUAGCCACCCAAAAUUGAUUUAUGGUUUUUUAUUGUUGCCAAUUACUGGUUGUAUUUUUUCUCCAAAAAUAGGUUGUUUUUAAGUCUUUUUUUUUUUUGCUUGUCAUUCACUCUGAGUCAGUAAUCAUUUAUGAAUACUGCAGCUUAGGACCGCAUGUCACAGCUAGCCGUCAGGCAGAGUGACGUGGCACUACCAGUGUUGCCAACUGUUAACAAUCAAUUAGCGACAAAUCUACAGACUUUUUUUUUAGAUGUUUUGGAGUCAUGAAAGCACUUUUCUCCCUGCAGUAAAUGUUCUCAAUGAGCAGCAAGAGCUUUCAUUAACCCCUUUCUCAGAGGCGGUAAGGUUGACAGUAGCCUCACGCAGCAGUCCCAGCUGCAGUCAGACUCAGAGCAGACAGCAAAUGAAAUACCCACUGUUUCCGCCAUAGUUUACAGAGCGAAAUGUAAAUGUCGAUUUUAUUCUAAAAUAAAUCAAUGCAACUUCCCAAUCUGUGGAGUGAAAUUACUGCGAAAAUCCCCACAAACACAUUUGUUUUGACUCAUACCCAACGAUUCACAAGUAAAAAAAACAAACUGUUUUGUUCAAUUAUAAAAAAUUACUCAAGUAAAAAAAAAAACCUAAUCUGCAAGUUAAAAAAUAUUCGCUGCAAGUAAAAAAAAGAUUCGCAAGUAUGAAAACUAUGUUCUGCAAGUAUAAAAACUAUUUUCUUUAAGUAAAAGAACACCUCGCGAGUUAGAAAAAAGUAGUUUUUCAAUGAAAAAAACUAUUUUCUGUGAGGAAAAAACAGAUUAUAUUUUCUGCAAGUGCAAAAAUAUUUUUGCAAGUAAAAUGAUUGGAUAGCUAGAUAGAUAGUACUUUAUUGACUCCUUCAAGAGAGUUUCUUCAGGAAAAUUUAAAUUCCAGCAGCAGUGUACAGAGUUGACAUCAAUUUAAAAAAGUAAAAAGUAAAUAAUGGGGGUUUAAAUGGAAACAAAA
Nerophis ophidion (straightnose pipefish) is the source of this 10071-nucleotide messenger RNA. RefSeq names its product ubiquitin specific peptidase 53b (gene usp53b). NCBI's taxonomy places the organism in Eukaryota, Metazoa, Chordata, Actinopteri, Syngnathiformes, Syngnathidae. The record is from RefSeq and is a predicted model, not a curated record. Gene Ontology annotation, molecular function: cysteine-type deubiquitinase activity. Bases 369 to 3470 code for a protein of 1033 amino acids. Gene Ontology annotation, biological process: sensory perception of sound; protein deubiquitination; response to auditory stimulus. The transcript has 17 exons. Gene Ontology annotation, cellular component: cell-cell junction.